This is a messenger RNA of Anneissia japonica, 1340 nucleotides long. Its product is annotated as kappa-type opioid receptor-like. Gene Ontology annotation, biological process: G protein-coupled receptor signaling pathway. The transcript is spliced from 2 exons. Gene Ontology annotation, cellular component: membrane. Lineage: Eukaryota; Metazoa; Echinodermata; Crinoidea; Comatulida; Comatulidae. The record is from RefSeq and is a predicted model, not a curated record. Gene Ontology annotation, molecular function: G protein-coupled receptor activity. Bases 180 to 1193 code for a protein of 337 amino acids.
GUGAAACCGAAAACAUAAACGUAAUAUUAACAACCAGAGCGCAAUUUAGAACUUCCAUAACAAUUCUGUCGUCAUUAUUACGAGAUUGAGGGUAGAAGAAAUUCGAUAAUAUUGAUAUCCGGAGACGGCAACGCUUAGAAGGGAGCCAAAUAAGAAACUAUCACUUAAUAUGUGAGAAAAUGACAGCCAACAACUUCAACGUCUCAACUUCUGAAGCUAGUGAAGAAAUUGCUGUUACACUUAUUAUUGUUCUGUGUAUAAAUGUCUGUGUGUCAGCCAUUGGCAUUUGUGCAAAUUUGACGGUGAUAAUUGUGUUUAUAAACUGUAAAAUUUAUCGUAGUUCCUUCACAUAUCUAUUGGUGUUUCAACAAUCCAUGAUCGAUAUGAUAGCAAAUUGUUUCUAUUUCAUUUUAUUUUGUGUGUAUCCAGUUGCAGCUUGGAAAAACAAUGACAUAUACUGUAAAUUAAUCAUGCCACUGUUUCAGUUCGUUCUAUCUGCUUCGACGCUAAAUCUUCUUUUAAUUGCUGUGGAGAGGUACAUCGCAGUUGUGCAACCGUUGAAAUACUGGAUAAGAGGUAACAACAAAAGAAGCAUGUCACCGCAGUUGUGUCUUCCAUUCGUAGCUGCUUUUAUAAUAACAUUUCAAUUUGUCUUUAUAUAUGAAGGCAGUGACAGUUAUUUGUGUUCCAUUAGUUAUAAACACAGAAGCUUUAAGAUAUUGUCAGGUAUCAGUAUUUUUCUGUUAAAUUUGGUAUGCCCCAUUUGCGUUAUGACAUUUUGUUACUGUCGCGUUUACGUCACACUGCGAACACAAUCUAAAAUUCGAGCAGAAUUAACAAACAACUUACAAAAAUACACUACCACUACCACUACACGUUGUAAUGACAACAACGUACAGGAUUUUGAGAUCAACAAACUGCCAUUACAAUUCUGUCAGAUAGAUAAAAAUCAAAGAAAUUUCAUCGAUACUAUGUUAAUCAACACACUGAUAUAUAUUUUUUGUAAUUCUCCGGUGAUUAUUAUGUUUCUGGUUUAUACAAUUUGCGACUGCUUUGAUUUUAUGCCUUCCAUCUUUUCUUACAUUUUCACAAUUUUAGGGGUAAUAGGCACUGCAGCAAACCCGUUUGUUUACGCCUACAAAUUUAAUGAUUAUCGGGAUGGAUUAUCUAAAACAUUCUGUCGUCAAUCGUAGAGUGUUUUGGUGGUUUAUCAUCAUUAACAUCAUCAUUACCGCCUUCAUAUUCGUCAUUGUCAUUACUACAAUCUUUACCUUCAUAUCGUACGUUCAAGGUCGUCUUUUAACAGAACAUGUUUGAAAAGAGAGUAGGACUAAAUGUAA